Molecule: messenger RNA, 9088 nt
Organism: Anguilla rostrata (American eel)
Lineage: Eukaryota; Metazoa; Chordata; Actinopteri; Anguilliformes; Anguillidae
Gene: dbpb
Product: D site albumin promoter binding protein b
Exons: 4
Coding region: 5490-6575 (361 amino acids)
Biological process (GO): regulation of transcription by RNA polymerase II
Cellular component (GO): nucleus
Molecular function (GO): RNA polymerase II cis-regulatory region sequence-specific DNA binding; DNA-binding transcription factor activity, RNA polymerase II-specific
Source: RefSeq, a predicted model, not a curated record
ACCAAAAUGAUUAAUGUCAUUACUGAGUUUGGCAGAAUUACUCCAUUUUGAUAUUUUAUCUCAAGGGUUGGUGUAAGUAGCAUAGAAUCCUGGGUAUUCUAUGCUACUCGACUAACAGGAAGGCAGGUUUCAUUGCAGCCGUUGUGUAAAAAUUUUGAGGCAUCCUUGUGCCAUUGUUGUGGCAGCUCUGUGUGUGUGUUGGUAUGCAUGUGCCUGCAGUGUUACUUUGGCUGACACUGCUGUGGAAGUAAUGUCUGCUCUUAUAUUAUGAUGCAGUAUUUUGGACAUAUUUCCAUUUUAAAGUCACAUACAAACAUACAUCUUAAGUAAUGCCCCAACUGCGGAGAAUAGACAAUGGCAGUCUACUUUGUAGUUAUUGGCAUACGUUACAGCUUUUGAAAUUUUGAGGGAAAAUUCACCCAGAAUCCAAACAAUGUUUUUACUAUCCACUGAUGAUGAUAAAUAUACUUGUGAUUGUCUUUGCCAUUUUGAAAUCGAUUGUAUGCCAUUUUGAAAUCGAUUGUAUGCCCUAUCUGAAGGAUGCUGGUCCUCUGUCAGUCAAGCAAGUCUUUCGUCUGAAGCUGCCAUAUUUCAUUGCAAAGUAUUUUUCUAUAAUAUCUAUGUAAUGUUGGUGAGACACUUGGGAACUGUAUUACAGUGGCAAAUGCAAAGAACGGUUUUACCGAGUUUGAUUUAAAGCUGAAAAUACCAGCCAAAUUAUGUUUAGCAAAAAUUACUACCACUGUAAGCAUUAGUAACAUGUAUGCUUCAUGAAAUGGGGUGAGGUUUUUCUUUAAAGGAGAAUUUUGCCCAUAUUAAAUACAUAUAAAAUUGUGUAUUUCCCUUUGUACUUACUGUAGUAUGAAAACAACAGUUUGGACUUAUUUUACUAACUUAAGAAUUAAUCAACUUUAUUAAUCAAAAUUAAAAAAAAAAUUUCUAAGGCAUAGAACUUCCAGUUUGGCUUACUGAAACCACAGAUAUAUUAAAUUGAGCUGUUUCUCAGCACUGUCCUCUACUUCAAAGAUACAAGUUCAAAUGGUAAAAAGAAUUUCACAUGCCGUUUCAGUACCAAUAUCACAGGAUUUUUGGCCACGCCCUUAAAUUUUCAGAAGAUGCUUCUGAUUGGAAAGUUUCAGAAUUAACAACAGGGAGACAAAUGAGUGUCUGGCUAGUCUAAAGAAUAUGUGCUAAACCUAUAGCCUACAUGGCAUUGAAAUCAUUCAUGUCCAGUCGUUUUCUUGUCCGGUACAUAUUUAUUUGCAAGAUGGAUAAAAUGUCAAAUGAUGUCUGGGUGAGGCUGGCACUUUAAUAAUGAUAAUAAAUAAUAAUAAUGGCUUGCAUUUUUAUCGCGCUUUUAUCCAACUCAAAGUGCUUUACGGUGAUGAGGGGGAAACUCCUCAAACUCCAAUGUGUAGCCCCCACCUGAGGGAGAGUGAUUUUUGCCCAUUAAGCGGGGGGGAUGAUUAGGCAGCAGGCUGAGAGCCAGGUUGGGAAUUUAGCCAGGACACCAGAGGCCUCUGUGUCAUGAAGCAGGAUUACGGAGUUAGCUGGAUAACUGCAUCGAGUAAAACCCAGAACCCUCUCAAAACCUGGAACAUGGGCUGAAAUGUAUUUAUUUAUUUAUUUGUUUGUUUGUUUGUUUUUAAAAUUUCUGGGUUUUACUCUGCAGUUUAUCCCGCUAAAUGAUACAGGCCCCAGGGAACCCCCUACUUUUUGAAAUAAAUGUCAUAUUUUCCAGCCCUAGCCUUCAAGGUGCCCUAAGCAGGAUUUGAUUUGGGGGUAUCCCCCAACACCACAUUAAAAGAUAAUAGAUAUUUUAGAAUAAUUAUGGGAGCCCCCUGGUGGUCACGGGGCCCUAAGCAGCAGCUUAUAUCGCCACUUACUGGGUCAGGCCAGCUCUGAGUGUUGUGGAAUGUUUAAUGAUUAUAGUGAAUCUGGGCCUCAUUUUACAAUUUCAUCUGAAAGACAGUGUCUCCUGCAGUGUCCCCUUCACUGCACUGGGGUUUAUUUGACCCGAGAGAUGAUGGCCACUUGACCCACCCGUGACACUUCUAGUGGCAACUGAGUUUCCCCAGAAGGGGUCCCAUCUUAGUACUAACCAAGCCCACUUCUGCCUUUUUUUCAGCCAUUCAGCAGGAGCAGGGUGCACGUGGUGAUAUGGCUGCUGACAAAGAUGCCUUCAAGAGCUAUGGCUAAAAAUGGUAGGCUUCCUCAAUCCUGACCCUGCCAGUGCUGAUGUGGCUGGACCUCCCUUAGGCUAAUGCAGAAUUGCCUAUUGCAUUGCCCAGUAGGUGCAGGGUUCCCUAGCGAGGUAUUCUUUUCCUCGAGGCACGAUGACAAUGAUUAGUCAAUGGGGCACCGCUGGUCUCCAUGCUGCUGUUCUCCUGCACAUUGUGUGCAUCCCUGCUGGUGAGCUGCGAGAUAAAGAGUGUAAGGCUGACUGCAUGGACUUUGCAGGACAUGCAUUCUAGUGUGCGCUCUAUGGAAUUGAUCAAGGUUGUUGCAGGGGAGGGACAUUCUCAGUUGGGCAUUCCCAAAUUGGAAGAAGCAGAAUGGUGGUUUGUUUUUUUAUUUUGUUUUUAAUAGGUGUUUCAGCUGUAUGUUGUGUGAUGUUGAUUGCGGUCAGAUGGGUUCUCAAAUUCCCAACAGGAAUUUAUCGGUUUGCUUCCAUUUUAUAUUUAAUGGCCAGUAUUCAGAAAGCUAUUUUUAAAAACUACAUUCUGCACACUAAUUUCUACAGAAAUUAUUAGAACUUAAAUUGGCUUUCAACUUGUUAAAGUGUAUAAUUUGCAAAUGAAUGUAUGAAUAUGAACACAAUUCGUUCCAGUUGUAUUUACAAUUUCUGUUUUUUUUGCUUGCAGUAAGAUUUAACUGCAAUGUCAUAAUUUAUCCAGAAGGUGGAGCUGAGAGAAUGGCUUUCUGUUUUUUUCGUCCUCCUCCCAACCCCACCCCCCCCCCAAACCCCCAAGAGCAAUGGUCAUGUGGAUUCGACCGAUAGAGAGUAACUGAAUUUGCAGUUUGCGAGAUUGACUGUUGGUGUGUUCACAUAUGCUAAAUGACCUGAUAUCUGUAGCUGCUGGAGUGCACAAACUAGAACAUUGGGUACUGUUUUGACUACACCUAUAGCAUGUUCAUGCUGUGUGUGGAAGCAGUCAUGCAGAACCUUUGGAAUUUCUGUAUUCAUUUUAGUAGUGUCAGUCACCCUGACUACAAUUUGAUUUAUUCACUGGAAAUGAGUAAAUGGCAUUUUAAAUGAGCAUCACAAUAUUAAAAAAUGUGCUUUUUAGUUUAAAUUAUAAGAGAAAUUUGGAGCUUAAUUCCAGGCCCUUUAAGGGGUCCUCCUUUUAACUAAUACAAUUUUAUUGGCAGUAUCUCAUAUCCCUGUUCCAAAAGGGGGAAAUCAACUGUUACAACAUAUAAAAAUCACUUGGACAGCAAGGAUUCUUUUUGCAAUUGUCUAAAUUAAAAACGAUUAAUGUAACGCUAACUGCAAGCACUCUGCAUUUGCUAUGAAAAUGCGAGUAGAUAAUUUGUUUGUUUAGCUCCAAACUGAUAUUUCCAUGAAAUAUUAAAGAUUCAAAUGUACAUUUCAAAAUAUUUCUGUAUUUCUAUGAAGCCUACCUAAGCUCACUGUAGUCAAGUACUGCUGUUUUGCCUCUUGGUCUCACGCGGCCUUUGCAUGGGGGGAGUUGUGGGCGGAGUAAGUGACCUAGUUUUGUCCAAUAGCUCCUUGUAAGGGGAGGAGUCAGGAUUACUUUAAGCCAAUCACGAUGAGGUCGUCCUGCCGAUGGGCAGCACCCGCGCGUGCUAGGGCCAUGUGCGCCCUCGGAGAGGAGGAUUCGGUCUUAAAGAGACUUUGUGGAAUUUCUGUCGGCAAAAACCGACGGGCGCUCACGUUUCAAGCGGAUUAAAGGUGAUCUGAGAAAUUAUGCACCCUGAGUAGCUGGGAGGAAAACCAGGCCUAGUAGGCUAUAUCAUAUUAAGUAGUAAUGUAUAUUGUUCGGGGGUCUCAAAUGUAACCGAAUGUUUUAAAUGUGAAAUUCUGCUAAUUAGGCUAGUCAGAUCUAGAAUAGAUCUGAAAUAAAAAAAACGCAUUUAGUAUUGUUGCUAAAUAAAAAAAUACAUUUAAAUAUGGUUGUUUCAGUGGUUUUGCUAUUUAUUGGAUCCAUACUUUCAUUACGGCACCAGAUGUUUGGCGGUAUGACCAAGCGACGUGUUCGGGCACCUGGGAAGUGUGUAAAUUUAGAGCAACAAAUAACGGGUUAAUGUUUGGGAACAUAAAGUUCUGUGGACGGGGUGGGACGCCUUGAUGUCAAAGUGUACCCUACUCCGGCUUAUAAUUGGCUAGAUUGCUUUGGAGGUUGGGCUCUCACCAGGCUUUGAGGCGUGGUGUUGGGGAGGUGUGUCUCAUUAAUAUUGAUAAACACCCCCCCUCCUGCUCCAUUACCCGUGAGAUGUGACGUCACGAGAAUUGCCCGUGUUCGUUCCAGCUGACUCCAGCCUCGGCUCGAGCGCAAGCUGUGAGUCUACAUACAGAAAGAGAAAGAGGGGGAGAAGCAGAAUUAAAAAAAAAAAAAAAAAAAAAAAAGAGAGCGAGCGAGAGCGACAGAAGGGAAAGGGGGGAAAAACAAGAAGCUAUCACAUCAACCAAUCGCGCUGCUUAGCUGCACAUUUUCUGUUAGGCUAUUAAUUUGUUUUUUGUUUUUGAUUUUUAAAAAACGGUUUAUGGUCGGUAUUUCUGUUCUGCGUGUAUUAUUGAUAAAUAACAUUUUUCCAUAAGGUUGCAGCGUUUGCAAUUUUUCGAAGUUUCAGUGCGACGAAAGCCAAGUCUAGUUCUGUACGCGAGUCUCGAUUUGCGCUUGGUUCACUUCAGGAAUUCAUUAUAGACAUUUGUUAUUAUCUUUUAUUUUGAUUUUGUCCUGAUGGUGAAGAAAUUGUCUGAUUUCCGAACAAUUACAAAAAUCAGUCUAACUUUAAGAAGAUAGGAAAUAAGGAAAUAUUCUACAUUUACGCAAGAGGACGAUACAAAACAACAACUGCAACAAGGAUAUUAGAAUACAUUAGCACAUAGCCACUCGCUGGAUUAAGGGCGAGAAAUAUAGUUUUACAAUUGGAGCUCUUCACCGUAUUGUAAACACGAACACUUUCGAUAAAUGAUCAGACAUAAUAUAUUUACGUAGCAGCGAAACUCGAUUUGACUGCGCGCGAGUAUCCGGCUAAACAGAUUAUUGUGCAGUUGUGAGUAUCGCAUUUAUUGGAUAUAUUAUUUAAUGUAAUUGUCUAUUCGCUAGACUUGUGGACCGAUAUGUGCAUAAGGAGGACUAAAACGAUCCAAAUAAUCUAGUUAUAGAGCAGCCAAAUUUGACCGUAAUCACCGUAAUUUAAGACAAGUUGUCGUUGUAGUGUAACCACGACACCAUUAAAUUAAUCCGUAAUUAAUCGAUUAACUGUCAACAACGCACAUUAAAAUAGGCGGCCACCGAGUGAUGUCCAGGCCGCUCACACAGCUUCUACCCCCUGACCUCCCCGCCGGAGCUAGCCCUCAGUUUGGGAGUAGUAACACGGCGAGCAGUACUCUAGGUGGUGGGCACCUGGGUUCCAUGGCAAGCUUGAAGUCCCUUCUGCAGCUCCCAAUCAAAGGCGACCAGCGAGGGAAAGACUGCUGUGAUAUGAAAGACAAAGACAAACCCCUGGACUCUGAUGAGGACUCUGGCUCUAUGGCUGGGGGCAUUGUGGGUAGUGGUGGGAGUGGCAGCGGAUGCUCCCUGCGCUCCUCCUCCCAGUCUGCCUUCCUGGGACCCCUGCUUUGGGAGCGCACCCUGCCUUGCGACGGGGGCCUGUUCCAGCUGCAGUACAUGGACCUGGAGGAGUUUCUGACUGAGAACGGGAUGGGCAGCCUGCACAACAACAGCUCCAGCUCUGCCCAGAUCCCCUCCCAGAGCUCCCAGUCCGCCAUCCCCAACCAGAGUUCCCAGUGUCCCCCAUCUUCCCCCCCGCCCUGCUCGUCAUCCUCGUCCUCCUCUUCCUCAUCCUCUCCCUCCUUGCUGGGCCUGGACAUGCAGCAAACAACGCAAGGCCUGCUGGGAGGGUCGGAGUGUCUGCACAGUGGCCAAGGAGCCCCUCUGGAUCCUUCUCCAUCUCCCUCUUCUUCCUGCCCUCCACCUCCUGCACCUCCCGCCGCCAAUGGGGCUGAUGUCAUGGUGAACUUUGACCCAGACCCCGCUGACCUGGCGCUGUCCAGUGUGCCGGGCCAGGAGGCCUUCGACCCGCGGAGGCACCGCUUCAGCGAGGAGGAGCUCAAGCCUCAGCCCAUGAUCAAGAAGGCCCGCAAGAUGCUGGUGCCGGAGGACCUGAAGGACGACAAGUACUGGAGCCGGCGGUGUAAGAACAACGAGGCGGCCAAGCGGUCCCGGGACGCCCGGCGGUUGAAGGAGAACCAGAUCUCGGUGCGCGCGGCUUUCCUGGAGCGGGAGAACGCGGCGCUGCGGCAGGAAGUGGCCGACAUGCGAAAGGAACUGGGCCGCUGCCGUAACAUCCUUAACAAAUACGAAAGCCGACAUGAAGAACAGUGAAGGGAGAGACGGCCGGGGGGAGGAAGACUGCGAUGGGUGGGCCGGGAGGGGUGACAAAGGCUGAAGACAUGAUGAUGAUGAUGGUGAUGAUAAUAAUGAUGAUGAUGAUGAUGAUGAUGAAAGUAAAAUAAGUUUAAGAGGACAGGAAAAGCAGUAGGGUAGAGGAAGAGCAGUAAAGCUGGCAGGACAGUUUUUUCUAUUAACAAAAAUGGUAUAUUUUUGAACUAGAGAAUGGGGGAGAGAAGAGGAAAGAACAGGCAGAGGGAAUUGCAAUGAAUUACAUGUGACUGAGCAGAAGGGCUCGGGUGAGAUUCAGGAACCGAUCAAGAGAAGAUUUUGACAUAGUAUAACUGUAUAUUUUUAUAUUCGCAAAAAUGAGAAGGGGGUGGACAGUGGAAAUUUUGGAAAUAAUUUUGUAUAUUUUAUAUAUGGGUGGGAGGGAAUUUGGAUAGAGAAAGAUGAAUAUAAAAUGAUAUCUUUUAAAAAAUCAUUAUUGAAUGAUAUAUUUGAAAUGAGGAUUUUUGAAUGGAGAUAUGUGAAAAGAUGAGUCGGGAAUAUGGGUGUGAUGUAAGGAUGAACUGGAGGAAUGUAAAAUGGAAGACUACAGAGGCUGAAAUAGGGAUGGGGGAGGGGUUUUUGAGUGAAACUGUAGAGAGAAAAAACUAAAUGAAAAUUUUGUAGUUAAAAUUUUAUUGUGGGUUUGUUCAAGCACUUAAUUUGUUAUCUUCUCUUUGAUUCCUUUGUUGAAGUGAAUGUCUAUAGACAUGGUAGGGAGCAAGUAGAGAGAGAGAAAUUACAAAACACUUAAUAGUUCAGCAAAUAUUUCACAAAUAUAGAGAGUCCAUUUGCCGAGAGCUUUUCCCAUGUAUAUAUGUAAAGGGCUGGGUAGGGACUUGAUACGUUCAGUACCUUCGAGACAGUCAUUACGACACAAUGUAACACACUGGAGAGACCUGUCAUUUGUAUAUCCUCUCAGAUUUUUUCUCUCUCUCUAUUGGAUUUGUGAACAGAAUUAAACUGGUAUAGAAUUUAUCACCCAGGUUAAGUUGGCAGUGAGUGUGAUUAAUGCGUCACUGGUGCUCCAGAGUGCGGAUUGCAUGCAAUAUAGCAGCCCACUUAAAGCAUUUCACUGCACUUUGUAUUGCUCAUCCUGUGUUAUGUCAGUACUUUUGCUCUCAGUCCUAUACCAGUUUGUCUACAUGACAAUCCACCUUUACACAACCUUUUAAAAUGCCUAUGCUGUUCUGGGUAUCGUACAAAUAUGUUUCAUACCACGGUAUAUUCGUACCUCUCUUUAAAAAAAAAAAAAAAAAACCUGUCCUUUUCCUAUAAAACGCACCCCUUUUGUUACUGUAUGCUAAAAAUAUAUAUUAUACUAUGAAUUAUUAUAGGAAAAAGAAGCUGUCUGAUUAAAUGUAUGUGUAUAUAUAAAUAAGUAUAUAUGUGAAUGUGUGGAUAUGCGAGUGUGUGUAUAUAUGCAAAUUAUAAUUCCAAGAGAUGUCAGGUUAAUUGGAAUGAUGUUAAAUUCUCAGAUAUCUGGGAAAGGAAAGGCCAAAUUUCAAAAUGCUGAUGCAAAGGAGUGGGGGUUUAUUUUUUAACCGCUUAAUUUCCAGUUUCAUUUCUCAGCUUCCCCAUUCCAUCUUUGCAAACUGUUGAAAUGCAUGGUACACUACCAACUCAUCUUGGGAGGAAGGUUCUAGUAAAACCAGAUAUGAACUCUGUUGGGUUAAUAAGUCUGUUAAUUUAGUUGUUGGGAUUCAAUGACCUUUUUUAUCAUUGUUACUAUUAUGAUUAUUAUUGUUAGUGUUAUCCUUGCUGUUUAUGAUUACAUUUUAUGUUUUCAGCAUUUCUUGGAACAUUUUUCUGAAGGAAUGCACAGUUUUUACUUCCCUCGUACCUUUAUUUCGAAUUCUUUUUUGAUAGCUACACUUUGUAUGAGCCUGUUCACUGUCAGCACAAUCAAUUGCGAUUCCACCAGGCCCUGGGUGCAUUGUGGGGGCUUCCUGUGUUUGAAUUUCAAAAAUGGAAAAACAACAAAAACUAUGGAUUUUUUUUUUCUUGGAGGCAUUUGAAAUAACCCUCACAGCAGCCUAUAUAUUGCCAGCUGUAUUGACCUCUGAUGCUGCUAACCUCCUGUUGGAAUUUAAAAAGAGUUCCAGAUUUUAUUAUUUUUGUAUACUUGGGAACUGAAGUCAUUGAAGCUUAUAAGCUAUUGACAGUACUGUUUUUUGUGUAAGCUUACUUCAACUUUAAUGGGCAUUUGUUGCUCAUCUUUGCAUCAUCAUGACCGUAUGCUUUCCCAAAUGGACUGUGGGUUAUGUAGUCCUUUUUUCCUUCAGAAGUGGAUAAUGAAUAUUUAGCUCUUAUUGUGACUUAUUAACUACAAAUCCCAUCAGCACACCACUACCCAACUGCACCGGUGAUGUCUACUGUUCCUGUCCAAAGGAAUGCUGGGGAAUGUAGUCUGGCUUUCCAAAGCACCAAUAAAGAAUUAUCCUUACUCACUGAGUAAA